UAACUUUUAAGUUUGCGCUUAAUGGCGCUUUUCAGCUGUGGUCGGUCUACAGAUAUGUUCAAAAUGUACAUUUCCAAUCUGUAAACAGUAAGAAUGAAAGCAGGAAGUGCAUGGAUGAGCAGCUCACAGUCCCAUGUGAAACCCGUCCUACUCCUUACCACUGACUUGUCAUGACUCGCCUGAGGAAUAGUUGCUUAAUGUUAAUGUUUGACAAGGCGGAAGAAGGGCCUCAGUCAGUCAGACAACAGAACCACAACCUUUCAGUUCUCCUUUUGCUCAGCUGCUUGUUUGCUGCUUCGGGAAGGAAUUGCAGACUUCAGUUCUUAGGAGAACGAGGGACAACAUGGAGGUGCUGGUGCUGCUAGACUUUGAGGCCAACAUGGGUGACGAGCUCACACUGAGGACGGGAGACGUGAUCAAAAACGUCACCAAGGCCGAGGAAGGAUGGCUGCAGGGAGAGCUGCGGGGGAAGAGAGGCUUGUUCCCGGCAAACUUUGUCAAAGAAAUACCUGUGUAUUUGAUUGGUGACGGCAAGAGGGAACCACGAAGCAUCCGGAGAACAAAAAAAGGAGUGCAAUUGAGGAAAUGUGAGGUGGCCUUUCCAUACAGCCCUCAAAAUGAAGACGAGUUGGAGCUGGUGGUUGGUGAAAUUUUGGAGAUUAUUAGAGAGAUUGAAGAUGGAUGGUGGAUGGGCAUUAAAAAUGGCAAAAUGGGAGCAUUUCCAUCAAAUUUCGUCAAAGAAAUUUUUGUUUCUCCCAAAGACGGAAAGCAAAAUGAGAGCAAAGCCAGGCCUAAACUGUCUGAUGCCCUGUUCAGUAAGGAGAUAUCUCGACAAGCCAGUGUGAGAAACAAAGCAAAGAACCGUGUGGAAUAUUGCCAGGUCAUGUUUGACUACAAGGCCAGUGCGGUGGAUGAGUUGGAACUGAAGCAAGGGGACAUUGUAGCCAUCGUGACUAAGGAAACAGAAGAUGAAGGCUGGUGGAAGGGGGAGCUGAACGGCCGAUGCGGCUUCUUUCCUGACAACUUUGUCAUGCCUUUGCCAGAAUUGGAAACUCUGCAAUCUGGAACCAUGAGCAAACCACCUGCACGUGGCACCACUAUAAAAGUACCAGCAAAAAAGGAAGGAACAGCGAUGGAUAAAAAUGAUCAAGCAAAGGCGAAAGAUGAUAAACCAGAGCAGAAAGACUUGAGGACCAAUCCUCCAUCAAAAAUAAAGCUGCCAAUCAUGAAACCAGCUCCACCUCCUAUUAAAGAAAAACCCGCCAAGCUUCUACCAAAUGCCACCAACGGGGAUGCAGCUCCCAUCUCACCAAAACAACCAGAGAAGGACGCCGACCAGUUUGAUGGGCUGGAUGUGCAAACUGAAAAGCUUAGUCAUCCCACGGCUAAUAGAGCCAAACCUCCACAGAGGAGACCCCCGUCAGCCCUGAAUACAGCACAAACAGAGAAUGCAGCAGAGCAGACGGAUGCAGCAGAACCAUCAACGAAAAUGCUCCAAAGUGACAAACCGCUAGGCUUGCAAAAGGUGUCUGAAAACCUCCCAACGCUUCCUGCAAAGCCUGAGCUUCCAGCAAAAGUACCGCCUCCAGUUCUACCAGCUUUUCCGAAACCUGCUGUUGCCAGCAAAACUGUGAACCAUAAAGACGAAGGAGCUACCGUAGAAAGCCUGCAGGCAGAGAUCAAAGAGCUGAGGAUGGCAUUGGAGCUGCUGCAAACGCGACAAGAACAAGACAUGCAGGAAGUGAAAGAAGAACUGAGGGAGGAAAGGAAUAAGCGACUGGCUUUGCAGGAGGAAGUGAACAGUUUGAAGACAAAUCAGUAACUUCCAGAUGCUGAUGGAGCUUUGUUAGAAAUUGGGGACUCCUUUUGGACUGCAAAUAUUUUUUUUUUUUUUUUAUCGUUUAGUUUUUGUCCCCUACUGAGACCAAGUAAAGAAAGGGGUGAGAACACAUUUAAACUAAAAUAUACCUGUGAUGUGUAGACUGGAAACUGUUGUCGGGGAUAAGGAUAAGCUCACCUGGAAUGGACCAAAAA
Messenger RNA from Fundulus heteroclitus (mummichog), 2034 nucleotides. RefSeq names its product SH3 domain containing 21 (gene mnmip1). Bases 344 to 1822 code for a protein of 492 amino acids. The record is from RefSeq and is a predicted model, not a curated record. The transcript is spliced from 18 exons. Gene Ontology annotation, molecular function: protein binding. NCBI's taxonomy places the organism in Eukaryota, Metazoa, Chordata, Actinopteri, Cyprinodontiformes, Fundulidae.